GUUCUCCGCCAAACUCACCACCAAAAACAUCACAAGCAAACAUCAUGGGUAUCCUUGACAACCUCUACUCCGUCGUCGAGCUCGGCCACUUCGAAUGGCCCGUCCGCAACUCUCACCCAACACACCCCAUGACGGUCCACUUCCCUCUCACCUUCCUCUCCGCUGCAUACACUGCCGAUCUCCUUCACUACGGUAUCCAGCACCUCGGUCCCUUGGCGCGCUUCACACCUUACCUCGCCGACAUCUCCAAGUUUGGCUACGUCAGCAACAUCCUUGGUCUCCUCACUUCCAUCCCGUCCAUCACCUCCGGAAGCGCAGAAUUGUGGGAGCUAUACAAGACCGGCGGCAUCAACCGUAAGGACAAGGAACUCACACACCCCAAGUCGCACGAGGAAUACGUCGACAGAUCCGUCCGUAUCGGACUCUACCACGGUGCACUAAACGCCGUCGCAUUCUCCAUCUCGACCUACAACUGGUGGGUCCGCAGAAAGAUCCCCGGCUUCCACCCCACUGGCGGCAACGUCCUUCUGAGUGCGAUCGCUAUGGGUGGUAUUGCUUUCUCUGCCGGUUUGGGAGGUGAGCUUGUUUACGGAAAGGCUGUUGGUGUUCAGAGAAUGGGUUACGCACGCGAUGAGAAGAUCGAGGGGAGGAAGGAGGGUCAGGCGCUGGCGGAUGCAAAGGCACAGUAACCGAUUCCAGCAAUUGAGAUGUACGAUGGAGAUGAAAAACCUAAGGCCAAAUAGUAAUACAAAGCACUGCAUAUCCACACUAUCCUGCAGGGUUCAAGGUUGCGUGAGUCUUGCGUGUGCACGGUCCGCCUUGAAGUUACGCUCUGGGACUCCGUCGAAGAUCCGUCUCGACUAAACCAUACACUAGCCGAAUUAUGUGAACGCCGUAGCAUUCCUACACCUUGCGACUCCCGAACUGCUCCUCAAAAU
Messenger RNA from Saitoella complicata NRRL Y-17804, 938 nucleotides. RefSeq lists its product as uncharacterized. Lineage: Eukaryota; Fungi; Ascomycota; Saitoellomycetes; Saitoellales; Saitoellaceae. The transcript has a single exon. Bases 45 to 689 code for a protein of 214 amino acids. The record is from RefSeq and is a predicted model, not a curated record.